Klebsormidium nitens is the source of this 1465-nucleotide messenger RNA. The record is from the annotation of a GenBank genome assembly. NCBI's taxonomy places the organism in Eukaryota, Viridiplantae, Streptophyta, Klebsormidiophyceae, Klebsormidiales, Klebsormidiaceae.
AAUCAAAGUCGUGUUUGGAUCAUGAUGUGCUCGCGUGGCCGCGGACCACUGGCACUGGCAUUGGCAGGAUUUUCACGAUUUUCAAGGGUGCGCUACAAGUUACAACUUACUAAAACAAGGCAGGGUGCACUGAUUUAGAAAAUGGCGGGCGCUCAGCCGCAGCGUCUCCGCGUUCUCUCAUUGCUCCCAGCAGCAACCGACAUAGUGCAAUGUCUGGGCCUCUCUCAUUUGUUGGUUGGCCGGUCGCACGAGUGCGAUGCUGAGGGCUGCCUUUCUGUGCCGUCCUGCACCGAGUCCCGCUUCGGCGAACCUGAUCAGCUGUCCAGUCGGGAGAUCCAUGAUGCAAACAGCACCUCUGGCGCAGGCCUUUGGGAAGCCGCCUUUGGGAUGGGCCCCCAGGCGGCUGCCGCGGUGGAGUGGGGCCUGUCGCCGUACCGAACCGACCCGCGUUUAAUUCGAGAGCUCCAGCCGGAUGUCGUUCUAACGCAGGUACAAACCGGCCACGGCGCGCUUGACCAAUCGGAAGUCGGCGACCGGUUGUCCGAAUGCGUCGGCAAGCCGGUCCGGAUCGUCCACAUGGACCCCCAAAACUUAGAGGACGUCUGGGGGGACUUUCUACAAGUGGCGAACGCUCUACACGAACCAGAGAAAGGGAGAGUCGCAGUGGAGCAGAUGAAGGACAGAAUCCGGUUAGUGCAGGGGUUAGCGAAAGGCCGGCAAAAGCGGCGGGUGCUGUGCUUGCAGUGGAUGGACCCGUUGUUUGCGGCCGGCGCGUGGGUGCCGGAAUUGUUGAGCCUGGCCGGGGGCGAGUCGGUUGCGGCUGAGGCAGGGGGCCCGUCAGUUGCCUUAACCGAGGAGUCGCUAACCGAAGUACGGCCAGAGGUAGUUAUCUUUGCGAUCUGCGGGUGCGAUUUGAAACAGUCUGUGAAGGAGGUCACGAGCGCCGCGAAACGAGGGAUCUUGGAGCACGUGGAAAGAGUCAAGGUCGGAAAGUUGGCGAUGGCAGUAGUGAACGCAGCGAAAUUGUUCUCGAGGCCGGGCCCGACGCUCGUCGAGUCGCUAGAGGUGAUUGCAGAGGUGUUGUAUCCGGAGAGCCAGCCUUUUGGUCACCGAGGAAAAUUGUGGACGUCCUUGGAGCUUCUUCAGAGUACGUAGGUCUUGCCUUCAUGAGCAAUCGAUUGGAAGCAGCUGCAGCGCGCGGUGCAACUAAGUGGCACGCAUUCACAUACAAGACGUCGGGAGUUACUCUCGAAAGUCCAUUGUCGUGGCCUAUUUUGCCAGGUAGAGGCAGCCUCGAUUCCUGCACAUACAAGCUUCCAUAAAGACUCAACAUAGACUUACAAGGAAAUGCAACGCUAGAUAGAUCAACCACACAGAUGCCGCCGCUUGGCACCAUGAGUUAACUUCUGAUCGCCAUGGUAAUCAUUGAAUUUUUUGAAAUGCGGAUUCCGAUCGUUUGAUGGCG